Paramecium sonneborni is the source of this 428-nucleotide messenger RNA. The record is from the annotation of a GenBank genome assembly. NCBI's taxonomy places the organism in Eukaryota, Ciliophora, Oligohymenophorea, Peniculida, Parameciidae.
AUGGAAUAUUAUUUCCAUCAUCGCAUUAUUCAAAAUCCUAAAUUAUUCCAUCCCCACAUAUAGCAAGACUAUUUUAGAUGCAAUUAUUAUUAAUCAAUUAAAAUAAAGUAUUGCAUAUUAGACAUAAACCAUAUUAACAUUUGGUACAAUUUAAAGGGCAUGAGAAUUGACAAUCAUAACAACCAUCAAAAGGAAUUUAAUUGAAAUCAUCACAUUCUUCAAAUCCAACAAUUUUACCAUCCCCACAAUAACUAUUACAAUUAUUAUUUAAAGGAUCAUACAACCAAUUUUCAUCACAUUCCAGACAUUGACCUUUUAUACAACUACUACAACCUUCAUUACAAUCAAAUUGUUAAUUGAAACAACCAUCAAAUGCAUAAAUAUUCUUAUCAUUACAAAUUACUAUUUCCUCUUCUUUUAGUGCAUCA